Molecule: messenger RNA, 1228 nt
Organism: Micropterus dolomieu (smallmouth bass)
Lineage: Eukaryota; Metazoa; Chordata; Actinopteri; Centrarchiformes; Centrarchidae
Product: claudin-17-like
Exons: 1
Coding region: 130-819 (229 amino acids)
Biological process (GO): bicellular tight junction assembly; cell adhesion
Cellular component (GO): bicellular tight junction; plasma membrane
Molecular function (GO): structural molecule activity
Source: RefSeq, a predicted model, not a curated record
GUCAACACAAACCAGUAGGAUGACAUUGCAGGAUAUUAUCACAGGCUUACAGCUCUGUAAAACAGACAGAUUGAAUAUUCUUUUCAUUAGAUGACAGACGACAGACCAAACUGCACUUCUCUCUGAGCCAUGAGAGCAAAGUUAGAGGUCUUAGCCCUGGUCCUGGGCUUUAUCGGCCUGUUUGGGACUAUAACCGUCACUGUCCUGCCCACAUGGAGGGUCUCUGCCUUCAUUGGCGCCAAUCUCAUCGUCAUGGAAGAGCUCUGGGUGGGUUUGUGGAUGGACUGCUACAGACAAAUCAACAUCAGGAUGCAGUGCAAGGUGUAUGACUCAGUGCUAAUUCUUCCACCAGAGCUGCAGGCAGCCAGGAGUCUCAUGUGUGUCUCCAUAGUCCUGGUUGUCAUCUCUCUGUUGGUCACAGGAUGUGGGACCCAGAAGAGCAACUGUUGUGGUGACAAUAUAAAGAGCAAGAACAUUACCCUGGCCUUAGGGGGCAGUUUGUUUCUGCUUUCCUUUCUGACAACACUCAUCCCUGUCAGCUGGGUGGGCUAUACCAUCAUAAGCAACUAUUACAACCCAACACUGCUGGAUGCUGAGAAACGGGAGCUGGGGAGUGCCCUCUUUAUUGGCUGGGCCACCUCUGGUAUUCUGCUCAUCACUGGGAUCAUCCUUCUAGUCAGUUACAGCAAACGUAGAGAAAAGAUGGAAAAGCCCUUCACUGACACCUAUCUUAUGGCAGCGAGGGAUGUACAGAAAGAGGAGAGCGUGUACCUGGAGAGGACGCCAUCCAGCUCUUAUAAGCAUCAACAAUAUGUGUAAAGAACUGUACUGUACUGCCUGAAAUUUGCAAAUUCCACUCUGCUUAUCUAACAUUUUAAAGAUGCUGCCUGAGGAAGGUCACAAGAUGAUGUUAAGAGUGUUUAAAUUCUGUAUAAAUAUGGGUAUUUAUUUUCACUAUGAAAACAUUUUAAUCACUGGGACUGUUAAAAUGACUAAUGUACUUUAUGUUCUUAUUGCAAAAUGAAUAGUUCUCAUCUUCAUUGUUUGUAUUUGCCCACAACCUUCACUGCUGCACUCAAAAUAUUUGAGUGAUAUUUGUUGUACAUAUAAAACUAUUCGUUCUUGGAUUUGCUUAUCUGUCAUUAAUGUAAUUAGUCUGUUUACAAAUAAUUGUUUUUUUUGUAAUUCUAUUCUAAUAUACCACUUUUAUUGUGCUUUUAUGAUUUAA